UUGGUAUCCAAACACACGCAACUCCCGUGUUCGAAUUUCUUGACAUUAUACCAUGUCAUUCAUUCGUAAGUACGCAAGGAUGGCCUUGGUCGUUAGAGGUGCACGUCUGGGACAAGGGCGCCUCUUUACCCGAGGCGUUAGCAGUGAAUCAACCCCAGCUACGAAGACAGAGGAAUCGUCAGAGAUCGUAGCUCCCGCUCCCCCCCGAGAUGUUAUGGUUGCAGAUGUCGUGAGUGGCGCUCCAGAGGAACUUCGUCACCGAACGGUGCGAAUAUAUCAGCCCACUCGGAACACUAUGCAAAGCGGGGCGGCGAAAACGGAGCGCUGGCGUAUAGAUUUUGAUACGAUGUUGACCGGUGGUCAUUGGGAGAACCCCUUGAUGGGUUGGGCCAGUUCGGCUGAUUACAUGCAAGGAACAAGGGUUUCGUUUAGGUCGAAAGAGGAUGCCAUGCAUUUCGCGGAGAAACAGGGAUGGGAUUAUUAUGUGCAACCUCCCGCAACUAAGAGAGUUCCUCCUAAGAACUACAGCGAGAAUUACAAGUAUCACCCGGACACUCUUCGUAUUAUGAAGACCAAGUAAAGCUGCCCAUCGUUUUCAUGCACUUGUCUGUAUAUUGUUAGCCUUCAGCGUGCAUCAAAUGUGCGCUCAGCAGCGACGUAACAGUCAGGGUUCAAAGGAAUCAGAUGAAGCCAGAGAUACAGUAAUAAAGAACAAGUAGAAACUGUUUCGUCUCGUAAGAUAAUUUGCUGUAAAUCAUGUAGAGAGGAACGGUAAUUCUCCACUACACAGGCGAAGGUCGUCGUCAUCGGUCUACUUAUUGGUACGCUAAUAGGAGAACAAACGAAGAACCCAACUGCGAC
Guyanagaster necrorhizus is the source of this 861-nucleotide messenger RNA. RefSeq lists its product as uncharacterized. The record is from RefSeq and is a predicted model, not a curated record. Gene Ontology annotation, cellular component: respiratory chain complex I. Lineage: Eukaryota; Fungi; Basidiomycota; Agaricomycetes; Agaricales; Physalacriaceae. The coding region runs from base 53 to 580 and encodes 175 amino acids. Gene Ontology annotation, biological process: electron transport chain. The transcript has 5 exons.